Andrographis paniculata is the source of this 1599-nucleotide messenger RNA. Its product is annotated as cytochrome P450 94A2-like. The transcript has 2 exons. NCBI's taxonomy places the organism in Eukaryota, Viridiplantae, Streptophyta, Magnoliopsida, Lamiales, Acanthaceae. Gene Ontology annotation, molecular function: iron ion binding; monooxygenase activity; oxidoreductase activity, acting on paired donors, with incorporation or reduction of molecular oxygen. Bases 1 to 1599 code for a protein of 532 amino acids. The record is from RefSeq and is a predicted model, not a curated record.
AUGUUAGACAAGACCUUGAGCAAACACCAAAGAAAGAUAAUAAUAAUAACAAUGGUGAGUGUCCUCACAACCUCAGUACUAAUCUUUUCCUUGUUCUUUCCAAUAAUAAUCUUCUUUGUCGUAACCAAAUUAAAAGCUUCAUUCACAACUAAUGAUUCUGAUCUUCGAACAUCUUAUCCACUCUUACCUUCCCUUUUCCUACUCUUCAAAAACAGAGGAAGAUUCACUCUAUGGACGUCGGAAAUCGUCCUCGCCGCGCCGACGCUCACUCUCUCCUUCCACCGCGACUUCGCCGGCCGGAAAAUCAUCUCUGCCGACCCCGCCGUCGUCCGCCACAUUACCAAAACCCAUUUCGACAACUACGACAAAGGCCGAGUAUUCCGGUCGACGUUAUACGACCUUCUCGGCGACGGAAUUUUCAACUCCAACGCCGAGAAAUGGAAGCUCCAACGGCACAUCGCUAGCAGCGAAUUCAGCACGAAAUCCCUCCGGCGAUUCGUCGAGACCGUCGUCGAUUCCCAAAUCUCCGGCCGCCUGAUUCCGAUCAUGGCGACCGCCGCCGCCGGAAACGCCGCCGUCGAUUUCCAAGACGUGCUUCAGCGAUUCGCCUUCGAUAACAUCUGCAAAAUCUCGUUCGGAUACGAUCCCCGAUCGCUGUCGCCCGCGCUUCCCAGCGUCGAGUUCGCCGCCGCUUUCGACGCGGCGGUGAACAUCUCCGGCAAGAGGUUCCUCGAAUUGUUUCCGCUCGUUUGGAGGAUCAAGAAAGCUCUUGACGUCGGGUCCGAGAAGAAAUUAAAUGUCGCCGUCGGAAAAGUCCGAGAAUUCGCGACGAAUAUGGUUAGGAAGAAAAAGAAAAAAAUCGAGCGACGACUGUCGCUCGAUCAGCCUAAUAUGGACAAAGACAACGACCUUCUCUCGAGAUUCUUGGUCUCGGGGUAUACCGACGAAAACUUUGCGACGGACAUUGUAAUAAGUUUCAUCCUUGCCGGACGGGACACUACCUCGGCCGCGCUGACGUGGUUUUUCUGGCUACUGUCGAACCAUCCCGGAGUCGAAGCCGAGAUAAUGAAAGAGUUGAAAAAAUGGAAGCCGAAAACGGCAGCGUCGGCUUACGACGAAGCGAAAGAAAUGGUUUACACGCACGCGUCCCUUUGCGAAGCAAUGCGACUUUAUCCGCCGGUGCCGUUCGACUCGAAAGAAGCUUUAAACGACGACGUUUUGCCGGACGGAACGGUAGUGAAGAAGGGGAUGCGAGUUGGCUACCUACCCUACGCGAUGGGCCGGGCCGAGAGGGUGUGGGGAAAGGAUUGGGCCGAGUUUCGGCCCGAGCGGUGGCUGGAUUGGGAUGCCGCCGCCGAUAAAUGGGCUUUUGUGGGCCGAGACGCCUACGCUUAUCCGGUGUUUCAGGCCGGGCCGAGAAUAUGCCUCGGAAAGGACAUGGCUUUUAUUCAAAUGAAGGGGGUGGUUGCCGCCGUCUUGCGGCGGUUUAGGGUGGUGCCGGUGGGAGGAGCCACGCCGGUGUAUGUCGCCAACUUGACGGCGAAAAUGGAGGGUGGUUUUCCGGUGAGGAUUGAGGCGAGGUCCGAGGAGAGUAGUUAA